AUGGCAACCAUUUCCAAUGAUCAAAUUCCCACCAAUCUCCCGAUUCUUGAUUCGAAGAACUAUGAUAAAUGGGCAAAACAAAUGAGGGUUUUGUUUGGUUAUCAAGAGGUUGGCGAUUGUGAAUCGGCGAAGCAAGCAUGGGAAAUCUUGGAGAAAGCAUAUGCCAGUGCCGUCAAAGCGAAGGUUGUAAGGUUACAAACUUACAAGCGACAAUUCGAGUUAACACAAAUGGAAGAUAAAGAAACGAUCAACGACUAUAUUACGCGCAUUACCCGGUUAGUUAAUCAAAUCAAAUCUUGUGGGGAAACGAUUCUUGAGCAGAAUGUUGUAUCGAAAGUAUUGCGUUCGUUAACACCGCGUUUCGACAACAUAGUUGUGGCUAUUGAAGAAUCAAAGGAUCUAACAACUUUGAGCAAGGAUGAAUUUCAAAGUUCGUUAGAGGCACAUGAACAAAGGAUGGAUGAGAGAGGCGCCGACAAAGUCAAAGCGGAGAUUGCUUUGCAAGCGCGUUUCAAUGAGAAGAAUAAGAGGUCAAAAGGAAAAUUUGCGGCGAGAGGUAAAUCAAAUUUUCAGAAUUUUGGUUCAAAUGAUUCGCAAAAUUCAAAGCAUUCGACGAGUGAAAAGGGUGAAUGUAGCUCCAAGGAUAGUGGUCAUAGCAAUGGUUUCAAGAAGCGUGAUGUGAGUAAGGUUCAAUGCUACAAGUGCAGAAAGUUUGGACACUUUGCAAAUUCGUGUCGUAGUAAAUCGAACGAGAAUCACAAUAAUGAAGACAAGGUUGCUAGGGAAGAGGUAGAUGAUGAGGACACACUUCUAGUAAUGAUCACGGAGGGGAGUUAUGGCAUUACGGAUGUUCCGGGAAGCAGCUACUGUAGUGACAGUUUGCGGGACAGCAGCUGUACCGUUCCCGAAAAUAGUGAGAAAAUGCAUUCGGAUCGAAAUGCAUUGGUUACCAUUCGUGAUGGAGUCUAA
This is a messenger RNA of Lathyrus oleraceus (garden pea), 969 nucleotides long. RefSeq lists its product as uncharacterized. NCBI's taxonomy places the organism in Eukaryota, Viridiplantae, Streptophyta, Magnoliopsida, Fabales, Fabaceae. The record is from RefSeq and is a predicted model, not a curated record. The transcript has 2 exons. Gene Ontology annotation, molecular function: zinc ion binding; nucleic acid binding. Bases 1 to 969 code for a protein of 322 amino acids.